Messenger RNA from Debaryomyces tyrocola, 3309 nucleotides. The record is from the annotation of a GenBank genome assembly. Lineage: Eukaryota; Fungi; Ascomycota; Pichiomycetes; Serinales; Debaryomycetaceae.
AUGCCGUCCGAAAAGCAGAAGAAGAAGAACUUGGCGGGCAGCUACACAAUACCCACAGCAUUAGCGGAUGUUAUCCGAGAGGAGCACAAGCAAGAUGAUGCUAUUUCUUCGCAAGAGUUGAAACAGAACCUUAGUAAAAAUGACUACCAACAAAGGAAAUUUCAGAGAAAUAUAGACCUAAACCUUGACAAUUUGAAAACAUAUAAGGAAACAAUGGAGGAGCGUGAGUUUGAAAGAGAAGAAGUCCAUGUAAGAAACCUAAUCAAGAAAAAAGAAGAGGAGAAGGGAACAUCGGAGAACGCCAUAACUAGCGGACCAACAAAGAGACAGAGAAAAAGAAGAUGGGACGUGGGACCCGAUCAAUUGAUGGACCAGAGAGAGAAUAAUGAGAAGGUUCAUCUGGGAAUUGUACAAUCAACGAAGAAAACAAAAUCAGAUGAGGAUGACAUGUCAAGCAUUGUUGAAGACAGAAAUAUCCCCAUAAUUAACGGUAUUCCAUUAACGAAUAAAGUAAUUGAUAAAAUACUACCACCUGGAUACGUCGUGGUACCGCCACCUGAAAGGUUUGAACAAUUUGACCCAUCUGUGGCUCCUGAUAUGACAGAAAUUACUUCGAAUUUCUACGUGCCACCUUCAGUAGACCAAGAUAGCAUUCAGACAAAAAAAUUGAUGGAGGGACAAUUAACUACCGAAAUUCCAGGUGUGACUGGUUUAAGUUUCAUUAAACAGGAGGAUAUGAAAUAUUUUGGAAAGUUGAUGACUGCAAACGAUGAAGAAGAUUCAUCUCUUGAACAAAAGAAGGAAAUAAGGCUUAUGAAGCUUUUAUUGAAGAUUAAAAAUGGUACUCCAGCUAUACGUAAGAAAUCAUUGCGUCAAUUGACCGAUAAUUCACGAACAUUCGGUCCGAAAGUCUUGUUUAAUCAAAUUUUACCCCUUCUACUUGAACCUACUUUGGAUGAUCAUGAAAGACAUGUUUUGGUUAAAUUAGUUGGAAGAAUUUUAUUUCACUUAGAUGAUUUGGUCAGGCCGUAUACACAUAAGAUUUUGAUGGUUGUUUCUCCGUUAUUAAUAGAUGAAGAUUUUACGAUAAGAUUAGAGGCAAGAGACAUAAUUUCUAGUUUAACUAGGGCCGCUGGUUUGGCUAAUAUGAUUUCAAACUUGAGACCUGAUUUAGAUCAUGUCGAUGAAUAUGUUAGGAAUGUAACGUCCCGCGUAUUCGCUAUUGUUGCAAAUACUUUAGGUCUAGUAAAUUUUAUUCCAUUUUUGAAAGCGGUGAUAAAAUCUAAGAAAAAUUGGAUGGUAAGACACACAGGCAUUAAAAUUGUUCAACAGCUAUGUGUAUUAUUAGGGGGUGGAAAUGGUAAUUCCAUCUUGCCGUACUUAUCUCAGUUAAUGACUGUUUUGAAACCAGGAUUAACAGAUGAAAUACUACAGGUUCGUACAAUGACAGCGCUAACGUUAUCUCAACUAGCAGAGAAUGUAAAGCCAUAUGGGAUUGGAUCAUUCGAAGAGAUUUUGGAACCAGCGUGGUUGGGGUUACGAAGUCAUAGAGGUAAAGGUUUGGCUAGUUUUUUGAAAUGUAUUGGGUCAAUAAUACCUUUGAUGUGUCACGAUCCAAAUUAUGAAGAAUAUGCUAAUUACUAUACAAAGGAAUUAAUGACAGUCAUUACAAGAGAAUUUAACUCUCCGGAUGAGGAUAUGAAAAUUACAAUUUUGAAGAUUAUGGUCAACUUACCAUUAUCGAGACAUUUAAUAAAGAAUUAUCACAAAGAAAUAAUAAAGCCUUUUUUAAGAUUUUUUUGGAAUAGGAGAACAGCAUCAGAUUCACAGCAAUUGAGCAAACUUGUUGUUGAUGCUACUUCACAACUUGCAAUGAAGUUUGACUUCUUAGAAAUUCUCGAAUGCAUUGUAAUUUAUACCAAAGAUGAAAAUGAAUCUUUAAGGAGGAUGUGCGUGGAAACUAUAAAUAAGAUGGUGUCUUCAAAUGCUGAUUAUCUUAUCGGGCUAGAUUCUCAGCUUGAGAUUAAACUAGUAGAUGGUAUUUUAUUUGCCUUUCAAGAGCAAUCCGUUUAUCAUAGAGUAUAUCUAAUGGUAUUUGAUGCAGUAUCGAAAGCUCUUGAUGUGAGGCUUAAACCACAUAUGAAUUCAAUAAUUAGUACUAUAUUAUACCGCUUGAAGAAUAAAACUCCAGAAAUAAGACAGCAAGCUUCAGACUUAAUAACAAUAAUAGCGCCGAUUAUCAAAAAAUGUUCUGAAGGUAACGACGAAGUAAUAAUGAAAUUAAUUCUCAUUCUUUACGAAUCGCUAGGCGAGAUUUAUCCAGAAGUUUUGGGGUCUAUUUUGAGUGCAUUAUAUGCAUGUAUCGAUAGUGUCGAUAAGAAUUCCUUAUAUACCAUGUCAAAUCCCUCAAUUAAUCAAAUAUUACCUACUUUGACACCAAUUUUGAAGAAUAGACAGGAUAAGGUUCAGGAAUCUUGUAUAAAGUUAGUUGGAUUAAUUGCUAGAAAGAAUUCUGAGACCAUUAAUGCAAAGGAAUGGAUGCGUAUUUGCUUUGAAUUAUUGGACAUGUUAAAGAGUCCGAAAAAACGUAUAAGGAUAGCUGCAAAUGAUACAUUUGGUUACAUUGCACGUACCAUAGGCCCUCAGGAUGUUCUUGCGAUGUUACUAAAUAAUUUAAGAGUUCAGGAACGUCAACUAAGAGUUUGCACGGCUGUAGCAAUAGGUAUCGUGGCUGAAAUAUGUGCUCCUUUCACUAUACUCCCAGCACUCAUGAAUGAAUAUAGGAUACCUGAAAAUAAUGUGCAGAAUGGUGUCUUGAAAGCACUUAGCUUUUUAUUUGAGUAUAUUGAUGGUAAUAUGACCAAAGAUUACUUAUUUGCGAUAACACCUUUACUUGAGGAUGCGUUGACGGACAGAGACCAAGUCCAUCGUCAAACAGCGGCAACUGUAAUUAGACAUAUGGCCCUCAACUGCGUUGGCUUAACUAAUGAUGAUUAUUAUGAUGUUUUUAUUCAUUAUUUGAACUUGCUAUUACCUAACGUGUAUGAGACUUCGCCCCAUGUUAUCAAUCGUAUUUUAGAAAGUAUUGAAGGAAUAAGAGCAGUAAUUGGGAUGGGUAGUUUUUCGAAUUAUAUUUGGGCCGGAUUGUUUCAUCCCGCACGGAAAGUCAGAAAUCCAUACUGGAAAAUAUACAACAGUGCUUAUGUUCAACAUAGCGAUGCUCUCGUUCCUUAUUACCCACAAAUUGACAAGCUUCAAGAUGACGAUACUAUAAAUUAUAAAAUCGAAGAAUUGGAUUUAUUUAUUUAG